AUAAAAAGCGUGUUAAUCAUGGCGGACGACGACGAUCCAGUGGUGCAAGAGAUUGAUGUUUUCUUGUCAAAAAGUUUAUCUGAGAAUUUAUAUCUUCUUCAGUAUCCUGUUCGAACGUGUAACUUACCAUAUGAUGAUGUGGAGCAUCUGUCUACCAAGGUUAAAACUGAACAGAAAAAGGUUGAGAUGGAAUUGGCGAUGAACACAGAAAGUUCUAAUUAUGCUGAUAGUAAGGGUGAACAAAUAGCUCUUAAUGUUGAUGGUUCUAACGAUGGUCGAGAAGCAAAGGUUUAUACAAGCGAUAGAAUGGAUAAACAAGUUCUAAGAUCAACACCACAAACUAGUUGUACUAAAAGAUAUGCUGUUGGACUUCUCAAAGAUGGUGAGAUGCAUAUGACUCCAUUAAGUGCCAUUGUGCAGAUGAAACCAGCAUUUGAAUAUUUAGAUAAAGCAGAUGUCCGAGAAAAAAACAAAAUUGCAGCUUUAGCCGAUGGAGAAUCAUCACAAGAUGAAGCUGAAGAUGACGCAAAGCCUGUAACCGUUAAAUUUGCCCGUCCUGAAAACGACAUUACGAAAGCACGACGUCUAGCCUCCUAUAAAUAUCUGAAUUCUCAUCGAGAGAAAGAAAGAUGGAUACCAGUUCAAUAUCAUAAUAAAUAUGCUGAUAGAUCAGCGUCUGAGAGAUUAUCAUUAAUAGCCAGUAAAAACGACGACAUCUCAGAAUUUCAUCUUCACGGUCGCGAGUAUCUACAUACAUUGGUUCCGAGUGAAAAAUCUGAAGAAAAUGCCAGACCUGAGAUGCCUAGUAAUGUUUUAUCAUUGAGUCAUCUUCGUACAUUACCAUUACCGGAUCAAAUUAAAUCUUUAUUAAUUAACGUAAAGGUGAUUCGAUUUAAUCAGUUAUUAUCACUGUUAGAUCCUGGCACUGAUGCUGUAGCUGUAUUAAGAUCGUUACAACAUUACGCUCUAUUAGUACAAGGUUGUUGGAUAGUCAAAAGUGAGAUAUUAUAUCCUAAAGAUGCUUGUAGUCCAGAAAGUGGUGUUUCCUCAGAAUAUCUGUGUCGAGGUCGAGAUUUUAUUAUGUGGAAGUUCACCCAUUCAAGAUAUGUGAUAAGAAAAGAUAUAUCUUCAGUUAUAAAGUUACCAGCUGAAGAUGUAAAAGUUUUAUUAGAACAGAUGUCAAGCGUUAAAGCUAAUAAAGGCUGGGAAUUUCUCUUUGAAUAUGACACAGAAUUCUGUGAUAAAUAUAAUGAAAUUGUUGAGAGACAGAAAAUGUUAUGGGAUGCCAGAUAUCAAACCUUGUCUAAAGUUUUUAAAAUACCUAAAGAUGCUGAUAAAAAAGCAAAAGGUGCUGAAUCAACAUUAAUAACCCAAGCUACCUCCGAUAAACCAAAGCGUAAAAAGUCAUCUUCAUCUAGAAAAAGGACCUCCAGUGGACGUUCUGCAUCGGACGUUAGUGAUAUGGAGACGGACACUCGACAUAAUUCGGAAAGUGACACCACCGAAACUGCAAAUAACUGUGAACCAAUGGAAAUUACAGAAAAUAAUCAUGUGACUACAAAUUCAAAUAGUCCAAUCAAAAUAAAGGAUACAAAAUGUGAUAAUGGUUUAACCAGUGAAAAACAGUUAACUUUAGAAUUAAUAUCGUUUGUUAGAGAUUUGUUGAAUACGAAAAAAGUUUUUACUAUUAGUGAAUUACGAAAACGUUUUGAUAUAAAAUUAUCAGAGUGUUCACCGGGACAUGUUCUAUUCUCUGGUGUGACGGAACAAACUUUAACGGAUACUAUUAUAACAUCCGGGGGAAUACAGCUCAAUAAUCAGUGGCCACCUAAAUCUAAAUCUGAAGUGAUAUUUGCUCAAGUUAGAGCUGGUGAUAUAUUUGAUGAGAUGCGGCCACAUUUAUUAGAUUUAUUUAAUUCAUCAUUUAGAGUAAAAAUAUCUACAGUUAAAACUCAUCUACAGGAGAAUAUCGAAGAUGAGAUAACAGAAACUACCUGUAAAAAAUUAUUAAAGGAUUACUGUGUGUCACGAGGUGGAUUCUGGUAUUUAAAAGAAACGUUACCAACAGAAUCCUGAUAUUCAAUAACUACUAUAUAUAUACAGAUGAGCUGACUGUGACAGAAUCAUGAUAUUCAAUGGCUAGUAUACAGAUGAGCUGCCUGUGAUGGUACCCGGUAACUGUACAACAACAAUAUAUGCAACUUAAAAUUACAGCAUCAAAUGACUAUACUACAGAUGAGCUGCUUGUGAUGGUACCCGGUAACUGUACAACAACAAUAUAUGCAACUUAAAAUUACAGCAUCAAAUGACUAUACUACAGAUGAGCUGAAUGUGAACUUAAUUUUACUCGACCACAAUUUAUGCAUCUUAAAAUUACAGCAUCCAAAUGAAAUGAAAUGUGUUGCCAAAUGCAAUAUUUCGAGUGUACCUGGUGAUUGUAUACAAAGUUUUUUGUCACCCUUGAGAGUUUUGAUGUUAUCUUGAAUUUCUCAAAAACUCUGAAGGGUGACUGAGGUUCACCCGGUAGAUUCUGAAAGAAGACACCCCCAGCUUCUAAAAUCAAUCAUAAAAAAAACAUUGUAUACAAUUUCCAGGUUCAGCCAUAGUUUGCCGGACUAUAUGUCAUGGAGUAUGUUAUGAGGGAAAUUUUCUCUUCAUCAAAAUUAAUCCCAAACCUUUAUGUGUCGGACCUCGGUUUUUUGACUCAUCCGACUGUGUCAAUAAUGUUCCUGCAUCACUGACACGAUCUCGUUAGUGAGUUCCGUCAGUUAACUUGUUACCAUAUAUGUAAAUUGUUACCAUAUAUGUAAAUCAGUGCCAUAUAUGUAAAUCAGUGCCAUAUAUGUCAAUUGUUACCAUAUAUGUAAAUAGUUACCAUACAUGUAUAUGUAAAUAGUUACCAUACAUGUAUAUGUAAAUAGUAUCCAUAUAUGUAAAUUAUUACCAUCUACAGGUGGAUGUAAAUCAUGUAAAUUAUUACAAUAUAUGUAAAUCACCACCAUAAUAUGUAAAUUAUUACCAUAUACCGGUAUGAAAAUCACCAUACAUUAUUACCAUUUAUGUAAUUAACUACCACAUAUGUAUAUGUAUGAGUUUGAUGUGAAUGGCUGUUAGUAUGUUCUUACUAUAAUUUAUGCACACUAAUGACAUCUAUUGUAAUAUAAUGAAUGAAAAUUAAAAUUUAUAUAUAAAUAUA
This is a messenger RNA of Patella vulgata (common limpet), 3196 nucleotides long. RefSeq names its product DNA-directed RNA polymerase III subunit RPC5. The record is from RefSeq and is a predicted model, not a curated record. Gene Ontology annotation, biological process: DNA-templated transcription. The transcript is spliced from 18 exons. Lineage: Eukaryota; Metazoa; Mollusca; Gastropoda; Patellidae. The coding region runs from base 19 to 2076 and encodes 685 amino acids. Gene Ontology annotation, cellular component: RNA polymerase III complex; nucleus.